UGAAGAGGGGCAUGAGGCACCACAGCUGACCUUGAACUCUAGCUGCCCUCCGUCCACACCUCUCCCAGACCAACCCUGCCUCCACCUCCUUCCCUCAGUUCCCAGCCAUGGGACCUGGGAAGGGAACAUGUGUUGCUAACUUUGUGGGGCAGCUGAGGUUUCAGGAGAGGGGAAAGUGUGAAGCCAUCUGACUGACAUCCAGAGGGAGGGGGGGCCGGAAUUCCCGCUGCUCCGGGAAACGUGUGGUGGGCAAGGGCCCACCACUGCCUUCCGAAACCCACGCCUCCCAAACUGGCCCAGUAGCAAAAGGGAUGAUUUCUCAACAGGUGCAGGGCAGGAGGGACAUUCAUGCGUGCCUUCUCCAGUCACCCGUAAUUCUCUUGCAUCACCUGAUUUUGUUGGGAUUGACUAACGGGCACCAUGCCUGCGCCCAGCCCUGAGACAUAAGACGGCCAGCUGUCUGCCUGAUGCCCAGAGCUGCUCAGCAGGCAUGGGGCGGGCUGGGCGCCAGUUUCGGGCCCUGGUCUGGAAGAACUGGCUCUGCAGACUCCGGCACCCGGUUCUUUCCCUUGCUGAAUUCUUCUGGCCAUGUAUCCUGUUCAUGAUCCUGACAGUGCUUCGUUUUCAGGAACCUCCCAGACAUAGAGACAAUUGUUAUUUGCAAGCUCGGGAUCUGCCCAGUCGGGGUGUGUUCCCCUUUGUCCAAGGCCUUCUUUGCAACACCGGGUCGAGGUGCAGCAACAGGAGCUAUGCAGGGUCGAUGGAGCACCAUUUUCGUUCAUCUAGGUUCCAAGCUGCAGCUGGUCACCGUGGGCAGGUGGAUGACCUGGUCUUCCUGAAAGAGAUACAGGACCUUGCUGAGGAAAUUUAUGAAAUGAUGGACAAGGCAAAAAACUUACAGCAUCUUUGGGUGAAAAGAUCCAAGACUCCAGAUUCUUCUUAUGGUUCCAGUUUUCCAGCUGUGGAUCUCAAUAAGACCGAGGAGCUGAUAUCGAAGUUGGAAAACCUGCACCGGCAGCCCCACAUCUGGGAUUUUCUGCUUUUCCUGUCGGGACUGCAUGCGAACAGUGUUGGCGCUGAGGAUGGUAUCCGUGGGGCAGUGCAUCUCCUCCAGGCAGUUUUGAACUCUGUCACAUCCCUGGAAGACUUAGACUGGCUGCCAUUCAACCACACUUUUUCCAUGUUUUCUGAAAUGAUGCUAAAUGUGACCAUUUCGAUGCUGAGAUUUCUGCAGGAAAAUGGAGCAGCAGCUACUGAGUCAGGCUACCACCUGUCCCUGCAGAUGCUGGUGCGGCAUCCACAGAAGGUCAAGGAUGACCUGAGAUCCCAGUUUGGUUUUGAUGCCCUUCAUGCAGAACGAAUCCUGAGUUAUCCAGCUGAAUUACAGGAGAUUCCCACAGACAGUUUGCUGGAUCGGAUGGUGUGUACAGUCUUGUCUGGCACCUCUGAGGAUGAAGCUGACAGAGACAAUCACCAUGGAGACUGUCACCCCAGAUGGUCAGCAGCCAGACACUAUCUGGUCCAUGCAGUCAGCUGGCUCCAAGUCUACAGACAGGUGUUCGCUCAGUGGCAGAAGGGCGGCCUGUUCCAGAAGGUGCUUGCAGGGGCUGCCCACAGUCUGGAGGCGCUCAGGAGUCAGCCUGAGGAGGCCAGUGAGCCGCGGAGGGCUGCAGAAGCUCUGCUCUCUGCGGUUCUUCUCUUGAAUGAGAGUGUGACGGCGGAUGGCCCCAAGGGCAGCCAUGCAUCUCCACAGUUAUUCCUCUAUCUACAGAAAUUGCAGAAUGUUCUCCAGAACCUGCCCCAGCAGCCGACUCUGAAGACACUGCUUCGGCUCCAUGGAGCUCUCACAAAGGCCAUAGGACAGAAUUUACAUUUUGCCCAAGAAGUCCUCGCUGGCCUGGAGACAGCAGCUAAGGACCCUGAAGCAGGCGGACCUGACCAGUUGAAACUGGAAAAGGGCGUGUUCUUUCAGGAGUUAAAGCAGCUGCUGAUGAAGAAUGCUACUGUCGGCUGCCUGCAUGGACACGGGUCUGAGGAAGCGGCUGUCCCGGGCCCGGGGAAUGCCAGCAUCUGGGCGGGCCUCCGGGAGCUGAUGUGUCACCGCACCUCUUCCAAUGAGACCAGGGCUUUGACCAAGCUCCUUGGGUCAGCAGAGGACACUGGUCAUCUUUUGCAAGAGUUCAUCACGGGGCACACGAAUAUGUCCAAAUCUGUACCUGAAGGAUAUCCAGGCUGGCAGGAAGUGGAGAGCCAGCUGUCAGAAGCAAGCCUUUCCUGCGUGAGGCUCUUCCAGCUGCUGGCAGCUGACCUCUCCCCAGGGGAUAGCGAUGUUUCUGGUGCCUGUAAGGACCAGCUUAUCUCCACAGCGAUACUUCACACCCUUGAAGAAGCCCAGUUGUCCCUGGGACAGACAUCCUACUGGAAAGCCUUUACAGGAUUCAUCAGGAGGACUUGUGAAGUGGCUCGAUUUGUGAAUAUGCAAGAAAGUUUUCAGAACAGUCUCUUUGCUUUCUCAGAGGAAUCUCCGUGUUAUGAAGAACACAUGGGUUGGAAAGUCAUCAUUGAUAAUUAUUUUGAGUUUUUUGAGAACUUCCUCAAGUCUCCCAAAGCAUCCAUAUCCAGGGUUUUAAAUUCCACAAAAGAACUUCUAAUGGAAGAAAAGAAGUUUCAUGUCCUUGAGGAUGAGCAAGUGACCUUUCUUUUAUCAUUUGUGGGAUUUUUGGAGCAGUUACUAUUGCCUAAUCCUUUAGACACAACUGGUCCUUCCAAAUUCUAUAACCUUGCAUCGCUCACUGACAUUAUUCUGAAUAAAAGUAGUUUGUGGAUAAAUCACUUAAAUGGUUUAGAAAGAGACCCAUCUUCUAUUGAUACUCAGAAACUUUGGGAAUUUGGCAAAGAGAUGAUUGAAAACAUAUCAACUCUGGAAGGUUUCUGGAUAAGGAAGGAAUCAAGAGAUAUUUUGAGAUUUAUGGGAUUAAUACUUUCUGAAAUUAAUCCCAAGCUACAGGAAUUGUGGAUGUAUGGCAAUUCAGAAGAAGAAAGAUCUAAACUGGAAACCUUGUCUACACUUCUAAAUUUGUCUCUUCUAGAAGACAAGAGGGUUCUUAGUAAAAGCUUUAACUUUUCCCAGUUGUUCCAUUCAGACUGGCCCAAACCAUCAACUGUGAAAAUGGAUUUUGUGCAUUUAAGUGAAACUGUAAUAAACAGUCUCUGUGAAUUUGGAUUUCUGAGGCAGGAUCAAGCCUCAGGAGCUCUGGACACAGUCUAUGCUUUACGGAAUGCAUCUGAUCUUUUCUCAGCUCUUUCCGAAACUCAGAAACAAGAAGUGGAUAAAAUUUUGACUCAUCUGUAUCUAAAUGUCUUCAAGAAUAAAGAUUCAGCUUUACUUUUGCACAUCUAUUCUGCCUAUCUUCAAUAUAUUUAUAAAUUCUUGAGCAUUCAGAGUAGAGAGUCUUUGCUAUCUUUCCUUACACAAACCUCAAAGCACAUUUUGGAUAUCACAAAGCAAUUUAAUUUCCAAAACAUUAGUAAAUCAUUUGCAUUUUUAUAUGAGACAGCAGGGCUUCUUCAGGGACUGGCUGAGGUAUCCUAUUGUCAGCAAUUGAUUUCAAUUUUUAACUUUUUGGAGCGUCAAGCUCAAUCCCUGACAUCUACAGAGGGCUCAGCCCUGGAAGUGAUCCAUACUACUUUGAUGGGUCUCAAGCAGCUGCUUGUAGUAGAUGAAGAUUUUCGUAUUUCUUUAUUUCAAUAUAUGAGCCAACUCUUCAAUGGAUCAGUAGAAAGCGUGUCGGGCAGUGAAUGCUUUCCUUUGGCUAAUAAAAGCAUUCGUUCUGUGAAUCAUUCAACAAAUGGGAGGUCUUCAUCUAUUCUUCUGUGGGCACAGUUUCUUUCAAAUCUCUCUGCAGAUGGAAAGGUGUUCAGUGAGUUCACAGCUGUUCACUGUACCAUUUCAUGGCUUCAAAUGUGGGCUGAAAUCUGCGGAAGCAUAUCCCAAAUACUCGAAGUUGACAUGAAUGUUUUUCCUCCUCUUCGUGUUGGUCUCCGUCAGCUUUUGGAUGAAUUGGAAAGUGAUGUGAAAAUUCCUAAAAGCUGCCAGGGAAUAUUUCCCACCCUUCAUCCUGCAAUAUUCAUAUUAAAUUUGUUUAAAAACAUGACUCAAGCUGAUGGCAUCCACGAUUGGGAAGAUUUUCUGAAUCUCAGGGAUCUCUGGGAUGCAUUCAUGAGAGUAAAGUUGCUUAACCCAGACCAAGUAGAGAAAUCCCUCUUCACCAUGGAAACUGCCCUGCAACAGCUAACAGCAUUUCCAGCAAACACAAAUGCAAGCAGAGAGUUUUUAUAUUCUCUGCUUGAUGUUUUCAUCAAGUUAAGCAAUGCCUCAGAAUAUACAGAUAGAAUUGUACAUUGGAUCAAUCACUUUCUUUCAAAAAACCUCACAAAUGAGGGAGGAAAGUUCGAGAGUGUCAUCAGUGAGCUAAGAGAAACAAUACUAUUUCUUAGAAAUGUGUCACAUGACCAAGAUUUAGUGUCUUGUGCUGGUAUUUUCCAAAAUGUCACUGAGUUUAUUUUGGAAGAUGGCUUAUUAUGUGUAAAUACUUCACAGAGGACAUUACAUAUUCUGGCCAUGUUAAAUUAUACAUUUUCCUCUGAGGACGCAAUCAGCAGACUAAAAGGAUGCAUCGCGUUGGUAGAUGUCAUAAACCAUCUGUACGCAGUGUCCAACUCCACUUUCUCUCAAGGCCCUCUUCAGGGCAUUUUGAGGAGUCUCAGAGAUGUGGAAGACAGAAUCAACUCUACACUGAAGCUUGUUACCUGGAUUUUAAAUGUAAAGGAAACUCCUUGUUCGUUGAAUGAGUCAAAUAUAAAUUGUGUGAACAUUAACUUGAAACACAUUACUGACUUUCUAAAUGUAAUACUUACUGCCGGUUUUGAAAGGGAAAAGGUACCAACAUUUGGGGUUUUCUUGACUCUUUUAAAUGAUUCCACAAACCAAGUAAGGAUGAUUAUCAACAACUUAACAAGAGACUUUGAUUUGGAGUCUCAGUCCAACUGGAAACAUUUUGCCGAAUCAGUUCUAACCUCCAUGGAAAUGUCAGGUGAAAUUCCUAGCCAGUUUCAAAAUAUUUGGCUGCAUUUAGUAGCCCUGGGGAAGGAAAUUCAAAAACUUAUGAAAGAUAUGUCCUCUAACAUCUUGGAAGGUAACUCCUCUUCUAAAACUGAAAAGUUUUUAAAUGUAUUUGCUGCCAGUGCAAAUGAAAAGGAUAUAAAGAGUUUAGGCAAUUCAUUUUAUCAUUUGUCUCGUUACCUUGUCCUCAAUUUAUCUCAUGAACUCCAAAAUUCACCAAAAAUAAUUCCACAUGAAAUAAUGCAAGCUGCAGGUCUUGGUAUCCAAGUGCUUAGGGAUGUGUUCAACUCCCUGAUGCCCUCGGUUCACCAUUAUAUGCCACGAGAUCCAGGUAAGAGCCACAUUUUAAAGAAGGUGACUUCUUUCUUGCAUAUUCUCAAGAACCCAGAUAUAGGUCUGCUAGAAUAUCAACUUGAGCACAUUAGUGAAAGCCUAAAGGAUUUCAUUAAGAAUAUCAGUAGAUUAGGUCCUGGUGAUCUGGGAGUCAACUUGCUUGUUGACUUGAUGGAAACAUUUGUAGACAGCUCACAUUCCUGGAAUGUCAAUCAUCUGCUGAAACUCUCACGCCUGUUUCCUAAAGAUGAUGUCAAUGCUGUUGUAGAUAUGUACUACACACUUCCUCACGCCAUGAGGCUCCUACGGCAAGUAGUUGGCAAAAAUAUCACAGAAAUCCUCAAGGACAUCUAUAACCUCACACUCCUCCAUGGCAUAAGCAUUUCAAACGUCACCAAGGAAGACUUUGCUAUUGUGAUAAAAACUCUUUUGGAGACAAUUGAAUUAAUAUCUGAUAAACCAGGAAUUCUUUCAGAGGCUUUAACUUGUCUUCCUAUAGUUUGGUGCUGGAAUCACACAACUUCUGGAUUUGAGCAGAAUCCAAAGUUUGAAGCCUGUAAGGCCCAUGAGCUCAUGUCUUCUGCUUUUUAUAGCAAAGUGGCCAGUAUACUUGACCACCUCCACAUGUCUCCCCCAGGCGAUGUUGCACAAUGUUCAAAUGAAAGCUCACGGAUGGAAAUAACGAGGAGAAUGGUCUGUGCCAUUCAUGAGUUAGUGGACUGUAGUUCCAUUCUUCUAGAGUUGUCUGAAGUCCUCCACAUGAACACUUCGCUUGUAGAAACUGUGCAAGAAUUCUGGCAUAAGGUGCUACCAUUUGGCUCGUCUUUUGAAAGUCAAAGCAAUGGCAGCAUCUCUGAACUUUGUCCUGGUGGCCCCAUAAAACAACUUGCUUUGCAAAUCAUAGAAAAAUUUAAAAACAUCAACUUUACAAAAGUUACAUCAGAUGAAAGCAUUCUUGAGAAGCUGGCCAGUUUAAACAAGAUCCUUAACAUUAAUGAAGACACAGAGGCAUCUGUUCAGCAUGUUUCCUCAAGUUUGGAAAGAAUAAUGAAAUUGCUUUUUGGGGAUCAGAGUCUAGAAAAUAGUACUCAUUCACUAAUCUCUCCAUUUGGGAUGUUUCUGAAUGCAAAUCUGACAGGUAGUAGUGUAGAAGCAUUAUUAAGUUUUAUUAAAAAACGUGAAGCAACUUAUAAUUUUGAAGAACUAUGGCUUGAGUUUGAGCAAAUCAUGAACGAUCUAAUCUACGACAUUAGUAUCAGACCCCUGUUUUCUGAAAUUAACAAAGACAUUCAAAUGAUUUAUUCCGUGGCUCUUCAAAACAUAACUUUGCAAUUUGGCCACUUUUUGGAAAGCCUGGAUUCAUCAUCAAUGAAGACAUUAGAAAUUAUUGAGGAUUUUCUAUUGGUUGUAAAAAACUGGCUUAAUAAACAUGCAAAUGAAGAUUACUCCAGAAUAAUACAAAGAUUUCUUCCUAUGGUCCAUGAGAGUUCAUCUGAUGAUAUGUUGACUAAAGAUAUUACUAACUUUUUGGAUUAUCUCAAAAAUGUUUCUCGAGAAGAUAAUUUCGAUGUUUCCCUACUUAAUCAUCUGCCAAACCAAGAACAGCUAACUAAUUUCUCAGUUAUUUGGUUACUUUUGGAAAGCCUCCUAAUUAAUUCAGUCAAUAACUUAGCUCGGAGUUCUCAAGAGGCAGCCUUGAAUUUAAGUGAUACUGACCUUUGGAUAAUGAAUUUCGUGAACCUCACCUUGAACCACACUGAGUCUGAGGAUGGUGAUGGAAUAAAUUUCCCUCCGAGAAACAUAAUGGACUUCAUGCAGUGGCUUUUGAAAAAAUUCUUCUCUUUUUCACUAAAGGGAAAUUCUGAGAACAAAAUCUCUCUUCUGCUAAAAGACUCCCACAAAGACAUCAUUGCAGGGAUGAGUUUUGUCCCAAAGGAUGAAAUCCCAGAAAUCCUGAAACUGAAUCAACUUCUUAAUUCCACAAAAGAAGACAGCUUGAUGGGCAUUUUUUCAAGUUUAAAGGAGAGUCUGUAUCAUUUAAUCAAAAGCUCAUUUGUAUUAGAGGAUGGGAAAUUUUAUUUUGAAAAUCACCAAGGACUGAAGUUCAUGGGUGAUUUAUUUAAUGCUCUUCUAUGGGAAAUGCCAAUGGAAAAUAGGAAUGAAAAUAAUUUGGAAUUUCUCAAGGUGGUGAGCCAGUUGCUUUUCCAUAUGAAUAGUUCUGAGAAUAUCUUCAAACUCAAUCAAGAUCUUAGGUCAGCCCUUCACCUUGUGCAAGAAACUUCAACAGAGAUAGCAAGUCUUAUGGAUGCUCUUUUAAACUCUCCAAAUAAGGACUUCUGGAACUUGUAUCCUACACUCCAAGAAGUUAUACUUGCUCAUCUAACCCAUUUGCUUUCCUUCGUAACUAAUUCAUUCCCUUUAAGAAACAGAGCAACAUUAGAAAUUACCAAGGGAUUUCUUGGUGUCAUCUCAAGAGCUGAGAAAGGUGGAGAAAGUCAUGUCCUGGAACCGCUCUUGGAAAUGUCUAAUACUCUGAUGAUGCUGGUGAGGGGCACUGCUGAAAUGGGAGACCUGGCCACCUCAGUAAAUUCCACUGUGGCACUUCUUAAAUUAGCCAAGAAAGUUUCCAGGAAGAUGGCCCAUAGUUUUGAAACUCAAUUCAUCUCUAAGACCAAUGAUACUACUGUGAAAUUCUUUGACAGUCUCUAUUCUGUUUUGCAGCAAAGUGUUCAACAGGUUGUGCAUGAAAUAAUUACUUUGAAAAAAAUACCUCAUCUAAUAUUUGAAAAUAUAAAUGACUUGCUGAGGCCAUUUCUUGACUUGGCUUUUGGAAUGAUUGGGGUCAAGCCUAAUAUUUCACAAGACUCUGAUAUUUCCAAUAUGUCGUCUAGCAUAUUUGCAUAUGUGAACCAGUCCAAGGACUUUUCUGAUACUUUGGAAGAAAUUGCUGUAUUUUUAAUUUCUGUGAAAAUCAAUUUGGGAGACAUGGAGCAUCUUGUGGUAGCACUUAAUAAUGGGACUCAGAUAUUUUCUAAGGAUUUUGUCAAUUUAGGAGAAGAAAUCUUCAAUUGUUUCUUUCCUAUAAAUAACAUCGUCAACCAGAUAGACUUCUUACAUCCUAAACCUGUGUCCACUCACAGUUUCCCUCAAGAUACAAAAUGGGAAAGAACUCAUCAAGUGAUCUUAUUUUUGGAUGAAAUACUAUCCCAAAACAGCACAGAAAUAGGGACUUACUUGAGGAUAGUGCUUGAUCUCACUUUAGAAGCUCUUUGGAAUAGACUGGAGAAGGGUGACUGGAAUUCUUUUAAUCCUUUGCUGACAUUUUCUCAACAUCCAAAAUAUCUCUUGAAAGCCAUAAAAACAAUUGUAGAGGGCUCCAGGGGAAUGAAAAGUGACCAUGCUAGUGGUUUGAGUGAAGCUUUGUUUCUCAACACCUCUUGGAUUCAAAAUGAGACUCGUCAGCAAAUGGAUGCAGCAAUCCAGAUUAUCUUAAGGAGAAUAGCUCUCCUGAGGAAAGAACUUCUCCUAAGCAACUCUCUGUGGAUUAAUUCCACAAGAACUCUGUUUCAGUCCAUUUUUGAGAUUUUUAUUAAUACUGGAAAGAAUAUCACAUCAGGAAAAGAGGAGAGGACCAAGAAAGAGGUGAUCGAUUUUCCUUCCAUCCUCAAACCAGUAUCAUAUUUUGAGAAAUAUCUGAGGGGAUUACUUGCAUUGACAGAAUACUGGCAGAAGGUCCCGCUGACAGAUCAAAGUGUUGUUGAAAUGUGUCAGGUUUUCCGGCAGCCUUCGGAGCUCCCAGAAGCCAUCGCGGUUCUGCAGAAAGUGAAGAUCCUGGUUCUGCGUGUGCUCAUCACCUUUGCAGAGAGCCCUUCCCUGACCAAGGACAUUCUGUGUGCGACUCUGAGUUGCAAGCAAGGAGGGAUAAGGCGCCUCAUUCUAUCUGCUCUGCAAGGCGUCACGUUGGUGCAUGACCACUACCAGGAAAUGGGAAAGAUAUGGUCCUCACCCCUUCACCUAAACUGUGAAAGUCUCAGCAGGAAUCUUUCUGACACAUUGGAAAGCUUCAGGAGAAGCUUGGACAGUGCCACGGAGCAGGACUGUGAAUGCCAGCCCACACUGGACACGGCUCAGCAGCGCAUACACAUGUUGGCCCAAAGCCUUGAGAAGACUUUGUUGUCUGGGAAUCCCAUUAUGACUUUCCUGAGCAAUUUCACAGUAACUGAGGAUGUAAAAGUAAAAGAUUUGGUGCAGAACACCACCAAAUUAACUGAAGAGCUCCGAUCUUCCAUCCACAUUUCAGAUGACACCAUCAGCAGUAUUCUAGAAGCAAAUAUUUCCCAUUCAAAGGUUCUCUCAAGCGCCUUUACCGUAGCUCUGUCUGGAAGAUGUGAUCGCCGCAGUCUCCGCCUCCUGCUGCUCUUCCCCGAGGACGAUAGGUCUGGAUUUGCAAUGAAGGAACUGUGCGGCCUGCCUGCAUCCAAGGUGUAUUCUCUGCUUGUGUCGAUAAGUAAGAACCUGAACCUGCGGAGUGUGAUUUACAAAAUGCUGAUCCCGUCGGAAGCCAGUGCUGUGCUCAGGUCCCUGCUGGACGUCGUCUCCAGGCUCAGCCACCUGCUUGCCAAAGCUGACCACGUCCUCAAACACCUUCCUGAAUUUCUGCAUGGAUUUCAAAUCACUGCCUUGAGAGACAUGCCCGACUUCCCACAGGCCAGAAGUUCAUCCUUUGGUUCUUUCCAGUCUAUGAUGAAGGUGAUUUGCAAGGAGCAAGAGUCUUUCUUCAGCAAUUCUAACAUGUUUGUUAACUUGCCCAGAGUUAAUGAACUCUUGGAAGAGGACAAAGAAAAAUUCAACAUUCCUGAAGAUUCAACACCAUUUUGCCUGAACCUUUAUCAGGAAAUCCUGCAGUCUCCGAAUGGAGCUUUGGUGUGGUCCUUCCUAAAACCUGUAUUACAUGGGAAAAUACUAUACACACCCAACACUCCAGAGAUUAAUAACGUCAUUAAAAAGGCAAAUUAUACUUUCCUUUUUGUGGACAAGCUGAAGACUUUAUCAGAAACAUUGCUGACAAUGUCCAGCAUUUUUCAGAACAGUGGAAAUGGCCAGAUGCUCAGCCAACUGCAGGAAGCCCUGAGAAACAAAUUUGUAAAAAACUUUAUCGAAAGCCAGUUGCCUAUUGAUGUGGACCAGUUGACUGUAAAGCUCCAGAGAUACGGAGCGAUGCUGGAUGAGGUGCUGACCAGUGUGGGCACCACACGCAUUCAUUUCCUGGGCCGUGUCUUGGUCAAUCUGUCAUCCUGUGUGAUGCUGAACCGCUUCCAGGCCCUGGAGUCUGUCUCUACCCUAGAGUUGAAGGCGCACGAGCUCAUGCAGCAGAAUGGCUUGUUGGCCAGUAUCAUAUUCAACAAUUCCUUUGUUGGCAAGAACUUCAGGUCAGAGUCUGGCCAGCUGCCACCCCAUGUCACCUACACAAUCCGGACCAGUGUCUUAUACAGCAUGAGAACGGAUUUGGUGAAAAACCCACUUUGGAAGUUCCAUCCACAGAGCCUACCAGCCAGUGGGUUCAAAUACAACUACAUCUUUGUCCCUCUGCAAGACAUGGUUGAAAGGGCCAUCAUCCUGGCACAGACAGGGCAGAGCGCUGUGGGGCCAGCAGUGCAGGCGCAGGCCAUCCCAUACCCCUGCCACACCAGCGACCUAUUCUUGAACAACGUUGGUUUCUUUUUCCCCCUGAUAAUGAUGCUGACAUGGAUGGUGUCUGUUGCCAGCAUGGUCCGAAAGCUGGUUUAUGAGCGGGAGAUCCAGAUAGAAGAGUACAUGCGGAUGAUGGGGGUACACCCCAUGACCCACUUCCUGGCGUGGUUCCUGGAGAACAUGGCCAUGCUGACCCUGAGCAGCGCUGCUCUGGCCGUCAUUCUGAAGACUAGCGGCAUCUUCGCACACAGCAAUGCCUGUAUCAUUUUCCUCUUCCUCCUGGAUUUUGGGGUGUCAGCUGUCAUGCUGAGUUACUUCCUGAGUGCAUUUUUCAGCCAAGCAAACACAGCUGCCCUUUGUACCAGCCUGGUGUACAUGAUCAGCUUUUUGCCCUACAUAGUUCUGUUGGUUCUACGCAACCAAUUAAGUGUUGUCAUUCAGACAUUUCUGUGCCUCCUCUCCACCACCGCCUUUGGACAAGGAGUAUUUUUCAUUACGUUCCUGGAAGGACAAGAAGCAGGGAUUCAGUGGAAUAAUAUGUACCAGUCUCCAGAGCAAGUGGGCAUGGCAUUCGGUUGGGUUUGCUGGAUAAUUCUCUUGGAUUCAGGCAUCUAUUUUUUAUGUGGGUGGUACUUGAGCAACUUGAUUCCUGGAACUUUUGGUUUAAGGAAACCAUGGUAUUUUCCCUUUACCACAUCGUAUUGGAAGACUUUGUGUGGUUUUGUGGUGAGAAGACAACGUGUCCUGGGUUCUGGCAUCUUCUCCACUGAGAACUUUGACGGGUCACUGCAGCAGAACGGGAAAGGAAAGCAUGAAGGAGGUACCUUGGGCGUCCGCCUGAUAUCUGUGACCAAGGUGUACGAGGGCCACAAGGCGGCUGUGCAAGACCUGACGCUCACCUUCCACGGACACCAGAUCACAGCCCUGCUGGGGACCAACGGUGCCGGGAAGACCACCAUCAUAUCCAUGCUGACAGGACUCUACCCUCCCACUUCUGGGGCCAUCAUCAUCAAUGGCAAGAACAUGCAGACAGACUUGUCCACUAUCAGAAUGGAGCUGGGGGUGUGUCCCCAGCAGGACAUCUUGUUUGACAACCUCACUGUCCUGGAACACCUGCUGCUCUUCGCUUCCAUCAAGGCACCGCAGUGGACCCAGAGCGAGCUCCGCCAGCAUGUCAAUAAAACGCUUCGGGAUGUGGAGUUAACGCAGCACCGGCACAAACAGACCCGUGUCCUAUCCGGAGGCAUGAAGAGGAAGCUGUGCAUUGGCAUCGCGUUUGUGGGCCCGUCGCGGACUGUGGUUCUGGAUGAACCCACCAGCGGGGUGGACCCGUGCUCCCGCCGCGGCAUCUGGGACAUCCUCCUCAAGUACCGGCAAGGUCGUACAGUCAUCUUCACUACCCACCACCUGGAUGAGGCAGAGGCGCUCAGUGACCACGUGGCCGUCCUGCAGCAGGGGCGGCUCCAGUGCUGUGGGCCCCCCUCCUGCCUGGCAGAGGCCCACAGUCAGGGGCUUAGCCUGACGCUCACCAAGCAACCCUCUGUUCUGGAGGCCGAUGACCCGAGGGACACAGCUGCUGCUACGUCUCUGAUCCAGAGCUUCAUCCCACAAGCCUUUCUGAGAGACAGCAGUGGGGGCGAUCUGAGAUACACCAUUCCCCAGGACGCGGACAGAGACGGCUGGAAAGGGCUCUUCCAGGCCCUGGAGGAGAACCUUCAGCAGCUGCACCUGACCGGCUAUGGGAUUUCAGACACCACCUUAGAGGAGGUGUUUCUGAUGCUUUUGCAAGAUUCCAAAAAGCGAUCUGAUGUCAGCCCAGGGAUGGAGCUGGAGCCUCAGUGCCAGAGGCCAUCGGAGCAUGCUCCUGACUGUCGUGGUGCCCGGGCCAGGCCUCCAACCAUGCAGGGUGGCCCACUUCUGGCCAGUCAGAUGGUGGCCCUGCUGAGGAAACGGCUGAGCCACACGUGCCGGGCCUGGAAGGGCGCCCUGUCCGACUUGCUGCUGCCCAUGCUCUUUGUGGCCUUGGCAAUGGGCUUGUUCAUGGUGAGGCCUUUGGCCAUUGACUACCCACCCCUCAAACUAAUGCCCGGCCAUUAUGACAGCGCUGAAACUUACUUUUUCAGCAGUGAGAGUGAAGACUUCAAACUUGCCCAUGUGCUUCUGCGAAAGUUUGGCGAUCAGGAUCUGCUCUGCCCCGAAUUAAACCGAGACCUGAAGAAUUCUUCAUGCUGGCACACAGAUCCCUUUUCUCACCAAGAAGUCCGGGACUCAUGCAGCUGCCUGGCGUGUCCCAAUGGCAGUACCCCGGCUCCCUACCUGACCAACCGCCUGGGCGACACUCUGCUGAACCUCUCAGCCUUCCACCUGGAGGAGUAUUUGCUGCUGCCCUUUGCAAAACCAAGGCACGGAGGCUGGUCUUUUGGAGUCCGAAUUCCUGGUCAAGAUGCGAAUUUGAAUACAUCAGAACCAAAAACUGUGGCAAAGGUGUGGUAUAAUCAGAAGAGUUUCCAUUCCCUACCUUCCUACUUAAAUCAUCUGAACAACCUUAUUUUGUGGGCAUCCUUACCCCCUGGCAUGGACUGGAGACGAUACGGAAUAACGCUCUACAGCCACCCCUAUGGAGGUGCCCUGCUCAAUGAGGACAAGAUCCUGGAGAGUAUCCGUCAGUGUGGUGUUGCCCUCUGCAUCGUGCUGGGCUUCUCCAUCCUGUCUGCGUCCAUCGGCGGCUCUGUGGUGAAGGACAGGGUGACCGGAGCCAAGAGGUUGCAGCAUAUGAGUGGCCUCGGCUACAGAACGUACUGGCUCACUAACUUCCUGUAUGACAUGCUGUUCUACCUGGUCGCCGUUGGCCUGUGUGUUGCCGUCAUCGUUGCCUUCCAGCUAACAGCUUUUACUUUCCGCAAGAACUUGGCAGCCGUGGCCCUCCUGCUGGCACUUUUUGGUUAUGCAACUCUUCCGUGGAUGUACCUGCUAUCCAGAAUCUUUUCCAGUUCGGAUGUAGCUUUCAUCUCCUACAUCUCCUUGAAUUUCAUCUUUGGCCUCUGCACCAUGCUGAUGACCAUCAUGCCCCGGCUGCUGGCCAUCAUCUCCAAAGCUCAGAAUUUACAGCACAUCUAUGAUGUCCUCAAGUGGGUCUUUACUAUUUUUCCUCAAUUCUGCCUGGGUCAAGGACUGAUAGAACUCUGCUAUAAUCAGAUCAAAUAUGACCUGACCCACAACUUCGGCAUUGAUUCUUACGUGAGUCCCUUUGAGAUGAACUUCCUGGGCUGGAUCUUCACGCAGCUGGCUUUGCAAGGCACGGUUCUGCUCCUCCUGCGGGUCCUGCUGCACUGGGACCUUCUGCGGGGGUCACGGGGUCACUCUGCCAUCCACGGCACAGUCACAUCUUCUAAGGACACAGAUGUUGAAAAAGAGCAGAUACGGGUAUUGAAAGGAAGAACUGCUGGAGACAUCCUUGUGCUGUACAACCUCAGCAGAACUUACUGUGGCUUUUUCAAGAGGACCCCCGCCGUGCAAGAUAUCACUUUGGGCAUACGAAGAGGAGAGUGCUUUGGGCUGCUAGGGGUGAACGGAGCUGGGAAGAGCACCACCUUCCAGAUGCUGGCUGGGGACAUCCCUCCCACCUCUGGACACGCCAUCCUCAGGACUCCCACAGGAGAGGAUGUGGAUCUGUCAUUUGCUGGCGCGGCAGGCAUUUGCAUCGGCUACUGUCCACAGCAGGAUGCCCUGGACGAGCUCCUGACCGGCUGGGAGCACCUCCAGUAUUAUUGCAGCCUCCGCGGGAUUCCUAGGGUGCUCAUCCCCGAGGUUGCAGGAGACCUCGUAAGGCGCUUACACCUGGAAGCCCACGUGGACAAACCAGUGGCUACCUACAGUGGGGGAACCAAAAGGAAGCUCUCCACAGCCCUGGCCCUACUGGGGAAACCGGACCUUCUCCUCCUGGAUGAGCCCAGCUCUGGGAUGGAUCCCUGCUCUAAGCGGUACCUGUGGAAAGCAAUAAUGAAGGAGGUUUGGGAAGGCUGUGCCGUGGUGCUGACCUCCCACAGCAUGGGAGAGUGCGAAGCACUCUGCACCCGGCUUGCCAUCAUGGUCAACGGCAGCUUCCGGUGCCUUGGCUCUCCUCAGCACAUUAAAAACAGGUUUGGUGAUGGUUAUACUGUCAAGGUUUGGCUUCAUAAGGAAGCAAAUCGACACAACACUGUUUCUGACUGCUUGAAGCUCUAUUUUCCAGGAAUCCAGUUUAAGGGGCAGCGCCUUAAUUUAUUGGAAUAUCAUGUGCCAAAAAGAUGGGAAUGCUUAGCUGACCUGUUCAAAGUUCUAGAGAAUAAUAAGGCUUCCUUGAAUAUCAAGCAUUACUCCAUUAACCAGGCCACUUUGGAGCAGGUGUUUAUUAAUUUUGCGACUGAGCAGCAGCAGCCUAAACAGUCUACUCCCGACCCAUCCACGGACUCUUACCGGCCAUCUCACCUGCCUAUCUAAGCACUAAAGAAGAUGUUUUUAAGAGGACCUAACCCUUCUCUUUCAUUACCAUUCAUACUUGAAGAUCAGAGGAGCCAGUGCACAGAGAAGGAGCUGAAAGAUGUGUCCAGGAGUCACACUUCAUUCUCUCCUCAUUUUCUAUUUUGAAACUCUUUGUUAAUCAGGAAUCAGCAAACUGAGAGGUCCUUCUUUCCUGUGGAUAUUUUGGGAGUUCCUGCAGCAAGGGUCCUCUCUCUGCAGAGCCACGGCGGGGUAGCUUCUUUGUGACACAGGCAGCAAUGAGUCAGCAGUCCCAGUGGAGACCUUCUGCAGCUGCCAGGGCUGUCAGACGUUGUUCCAAACAUGUCAUGUCACUUUAAAGGACACUGAGGCUGCUGAGGUUAAAAACUCCUCAUUUGUUUGUUUAGGAAGUAGUACCUAGGACUCUUCUAUUUUUGUCAUCUUUUCACUAGAGAUGCUUAUGCGUGUCUAAAUAAAAACUCAGUGAUCGAAAUGCAAACUUUUCCUGAUAUUGGAUGUCAUUAUAUGGUCUGACAUGAAAAAAUUGCCAGCUUUUUCCACAGAAAAUGCUUUUAAAGAAAAAUAAGUAUUAAAAAGCUUUAUAGUCAACCCUUUAGCAAAAUUAAUUAAAUGGAACUGAACACUCUGUAUCAUUUAUAAAAGUUUUACCAGAAUUUCACAAAUUAUAAAUUUAGGGGGAAAUAUAAUGUGGAUGUAUUUCUUUUUCUUAAUUUGGAUUCAUAAUUACUAAUUUAUUUAAGUUACUCUAAGCCAGUGGUUCCCAAAUGCGGUGGUCCCCUUCGUAGCUAUAGCAGCAUCUCCUGGGAGCUGCAGAAUCUUAGGCUCCCCAACCAGACCCAGUGAAUCUAAAAGUGAGAUUCACUAAAACUCACCCUCUGGGGCUGGAGCGCCACACUCCAGGUUUAAACAAGGCCUCCUGGUAUUCUGAUGCACGUCCUGGUUUGAGAACAAAUGACCUAAGGAAAUGUCCAGUUACCUUCUAAUUAUACAAGCAAAGUUAGCACAAUAUGUAGUAAAUAAAUGUUACUUUUCAAAUAUUUAAAGAUUAUCUAAAAAUUAUGCCAUUCUCAGAAUUAUUGUUGUCAAAAUGCUUUUCAUUGUGAAGUACUGUGAUGUGACUCUAAAAGGCUAUAUAAAGCUGACAGUCUGCAUCUUGUACUUAGUAAAGUGCAUUUAAAAUCAUGUGCCUCCUACAUUGUGUCAAAUAGUCUCCGGACAGUCAUCUCGGAGUUAUUUCUCAGCCUUCUUUGAAUAACAUUUUUCUGAAAGCUCAAAGGAAGAGCACAUUAAUUUCAUUUUAAAAUUUAACCUUAUCCAAUUAAGUUUUCGAGUAAUAGUAGCUUGUUAUCAAGGGACAACACUUUCUCACAUUUCUUUACUGCAAGAUUUCAUUAAAAUCUGUCUUUCCUGAAUAUCAUCCUAUAUGCAACCGAUUUUUAAAAGUUAAGGGUUAAGCCAAUCAUGUAUAGUUUUGAUUGAAUAGUUUCAUUUACAUGAAUCACAUGAAUUGUGCUUUUUUAAAGAAUUUACAAUUUAGGGUUUUAUGAUCCCUCCUAAUUCUAACAUUGUCUCAUUGUCAAAAUGGAAGAUGUAAUCUUUUGUUACUGUUGUUGAAUGAAUCAAUAAAAUUUGUAAAACACAAACUGGUUUAUACUGCAGUGAAUAAAUGAAAUGCACUUUAA
Messenger RNA from Manis pentadactyla (Chinese pangolin), 17328 nucleotides. It is a transcript of the gene ABCA13, whose product is annotated as ATP binding cassette subfamily A member 13. The transcript is spliced from 62 exons. Gene Ontology annotation, biological process: transmembrane transport; lipid transport. Bases 491 to 15625 code for a protein of 5044 amino acids. Gene Ontology annotation, cellular component: membrane; intracellular membrane-bounded organelle. The record is from RefSeq and is a predicted model, not a curated record. NCBI's taxonomy places the organism in Eukaryota, Metazoa, Chordata, Mammalia, Pholidota, Manidae. Gene Ontology annotation, molecular function: ATP binding; ABC-type transporter activity; lipid carrier activity.